AUGCCUCCCCUCCUUUGGACCUCGAUCACGAUCGCCAUAAUCGGCACCUCGAGAUGGGUUGUCCAUUUAUUCCAUGAUGCCGUAUCCAUCGCCAUCCUCGUCUGUUGCGGACGGGACACCCUCCAGCAACGAACCCCUGGUCUUUCAGAGCCCAGAGCCAUAGGGAAGGGACAAUGUGGCGAAAUUUGGACCCGCGUUGGAUCUGUGGUGGUCACCAAAACUAACAACCCGGGAAAGGAAGAUCAACUCUGGAACGACUCCUGCAUGCAUCGACUGAUAGAGGAGACGAUGCGAACGACGCCUACCAGCCUCCAACGUGACAUCAAUAUCCCCAAGUUUGAGAUGUUGGCGAGUUUAACCCACAAAUUCUGGAAUGAUGUUCCGGAGCACAUCCGGCCAAAUAUCAAGCCAAAAUAUGGCCUCGUUUCGAGUAGGAUCAGACCUGUUACCGAGGCAUUGAGGAGAGAUAUUGUGAAAGCCUUCGCACCAUCAUCAGCCAACAAACGAAGUGCUCUGACAGAGCUGGAGAAUCAAGACUGCUUGGUACGGUUAUAUCUGGGUCGUAGAGAGAAAAGAUUUGACAGGCAAGCUUUUCGGCUUCGUAAUUUCGACCUCAUGGUCAAUGAGAUGGAGGAACUCCAGCUUGACACCUCAAAAUUCGCAGCAAUCAUGGGCAAAACUCUGUCGAUACUGCAUUGGUCCGCCCACGUGGACGCGGACGAUGUGGAAUUCGUGUUGGGUCGGAGUCCAACCCUCAAAAUGCGUGCCUCAGCAACGGACUGCAAUGACUCAAACAAAGACGAUGUGUGCCAGGAUUUCACCUCUGACGAGCGUCACAAUGUCAUCUGGCUAUUGGAUUUUGAUCAGUGUAAGUCACUUGACGACAACGAUGCUGGUAUCAAGCAGUUGAUGCAAAGCUUUUACUUCAACGACCCAUAUUAUCCGAGGCCAGAGGCCAACCAUCCGAACGACGUUGCUCUCUGGGCGACCUUCAGAGACAACUACCUUGAGGCAAGCGGUCUGCUGACUGCGAUUAUGAUGCCCGCCCGGUUUAUCGAAGCUGUCGAGACCGAGGCCAGAAGGCGAAAAGCCGGCGGGUCAAUCUUUGGGCGAAGUGACAAUAAUGCAGGUUACAGGAAGUGA
Exophiala viscosa is the source of this 1143-nucleotide messenger RNA. RefSeq names its product zinc finger protein-domain-containing protein. NCBI's taxonomy places the organism in Eukaryota, Fungi, Ascomycota, Eurotiomycetes, Chaetothyriales, Herpotrichiellaceae. The record is from RefSeq and is a predicted model, not a curated record. The transcript has a single exon. Bases 1 to 1143 code for a protein of 380 amino acids.